This is a messenger RNA of Candoia aspera, 911 nucleotides long. RefSeq names its product galanin peptides-like. NCBI's taxonomy places the organism in Eukaryota, Metazoa, Chordata, Lepidosauria, Squamata, Candoiidae. The transcript is spliced from 5 exons. The record is from RefSeq and is a predicted model, not a curated record. Gene Ontology annotation, biological process: neuropeptide signaling pathway. Gene Ontology annotation, cellular component: extracellular region; secretory granule. The coding region runs from base 1 to 357 and encodes 118 amino acids. Gene Ontology annotation, molecular function: neuropeptide hormone activity; galanin receptor binding.
AUGAGGAGUUCUUGGUAUACCUUUUGCUUUUCUUUGGUCUUCUUCGGGCUGUUUGGCGACUGUUUUGGAAUUGCGCUUGUGCCCAAGGACAAACGUGGAUGGACUCUGAACAGUGCUGGAUACCUGCUGGGACCCCAUGCCCAUCAGACGUUGCCUGAUAAAGGAGGUUUGGCUGGGAAGCGUGAUGCAGUGGAGGACUUCUAUUCCCUGGGGCAGGAUUCGGUUGCACCUGUUGUGCAACCUUCUGAUUACAGCAUCCUCCAAACGCUGAUGGAUUUUCUCUCCUACCUGAAUCUCCGAGAUCAAAGAGUGAUUGGGCGCCUGUCUCUCCCGGUGUCAGAAGAAUUGAUGCAAUAGGAAUCUUCCUCAGCCUGUACCCUUUACGGCUACUUGUAGCGUGCAGUUCCUUCCUCAUGUCACACACGCAGAAGUGUUUUGAAGAUCCAGUGUUUUGCCUGCUGCUCGUUCGUUCGGCAACUUGCUCAAGAGAAUCCACUUCUAGCCAGCCCCCCCCCCCCUGCCAGUACUGUUGGCCACUCUCAACCUAAUGGUGCCAUUUAUUCUUUAAUUCACUCUCUUGCACAGCACCCACCUCCCUCCUUCUUGUGGACAGUCUUUUCACUCUUUUCCCCUGAAUGCAAACCAUUACAGGAUAUGCCACAAUACCUUCAUCUCCCCUUAUCAUUACACCUUCAUGUUUUUGACAGACAUUGGCAUCCUUCUUUGGGGUCUUAUUUAGGGGAGAGGAGUGCCUGACCUUGUAAAAGAGGGAUGGAUAUAUUGAGAUGUAAGUGCGUGGCAACGGGCAUGCAUUUGUGCCCUGCUGUGCUUUUGAACCUUUAUGAGAAGGUCACAAAUUUGGUUAUAAAGCAUGCAGAAAAGUGUUUCUUAACCUUGGCAACUUUAAGAUG